This is a messenger RNA of Lasiodiplodia theobromae, 1419 nucleotides long. Its product is annotated as Tetratricopeptide-like helical protein. NCBI's taxonomy places the organism in Eukaryota, Fungi, Ascomycota, Dothideomycetes, Botryosphaeriales, Botryosphaeriaceae. The coding region runs from base 1 to 1419 and encodes 472 amino acids. The record is from RefSeq and is a predicted model, not a curated record. Gene Ontology annotation, cellular component: Golgi apparatus; TRAPP complex. Gene Ontology annotation, molecular function: protein binding. The transcript has 3 exons.
AUGCAGCCUCCUCCCAGGGCAAAGGGCCACGGCCGCAUGGCCUCCAGCGACGAGCGCCGCCGCGUGGCCAUCACCCGCCGCUCCACCAAAGGCCCGCUGGACGCCGACUUCGACGAUCCUCUAGCUUCGCCGGCUGCCGCCAGCCAUUCUGGCCCCCCGCCCUUAUCGCCGAAUCCCUUCUCCCACCCGCAUCUCCAACACCAACAGCAUCUCCAGCAGCCUAUCACGCCCACGCGCCAAUCUCAGUUGUCGCCCACCCCCUCCACCCCUGCGUCCGUCCUCGAGUCCCCUGACAAGGACUAUGGCUUCCUGUUGCACGCGAACAACUUUCACCCCCUCCCUCCGCACACUACACCGCACCCUUUCCUCUCCGCCUCCCAUCAGCCUCCGCCCUCCACUUCGCUCCGCGAUCUCCUUGAUGGUGGACACUACCGCUCUGCUGCCAUUGCGGCUGCGAAGGCCCUGGUCACAAACACGUCGCCGACUGAUCAUGCGCGCAUUUUCUCGCUCUUCUAUGUGCGGUUGGCCUGCUUGACACUCCUAAAUGAACAUGCGCUGGCCGCCGCAGAGGCGAAGCUACUUGGUGACCUGGCUAGCGCAUUCUACCGAAACCCUCUUACCGGCUCCCACAUAGUGCCAUGGGAACUACGCGUGCUCGCUGUGCGGCUCAUGGGCUUGGGAUAUGGCGACUGGCGGCGCGGUGUUAUGGGUUAUUAUGAGCUGGCCCGGGAAGCAAGAAUAGAGGCGAUCAAGUCCCAAGAUCCCGAAGCAAAACAACUGUGGAAGAGUAGGCUGAGAGAGCUCGCUAUCAGAGUGGCGAAUGCGCUGAUAGAGAUGGGAGAGUGCGAGGGUGCCGCAAGACAUUUGGCGGGGCUUGUCCGCGCAGACUCGGGAGCACAGGAGGCGACUGAGGUAGAUUCGGCGCCGCUGAGCCCAGAAUCAGUGCGCUUGAAGUCUAUGGAGGCGUUGGCGUGGAUCAAAGUCGGCGACAUUGAUGCUGCAAAGCGCUGCGUCACCGCAUCGCCUUCGCCUGCCCCCUCUGCGGGCGAUGCCCCAUCUCCUGCAGACCCCCUCAAUGCUCUGGUCGCAAUGGCUGAAGCAGACUACUCUGCCGCCCUGACUAUAUGGGACACGUUGGCCGCUGAAACCCCCACUGAUCCCAUGGUCACCCAAAAUCGUGCGGUGUGCCUACUCUACGUUGGCCGGAUAGCUGACGCGCGUGCUCUGCUAGAGGAUCUGAUUGAUCAUGGCGAAAACUCGUCCUACGCCUUCCACGCCUUGACGUUCAACCUCAGCACCAUCUACGAGCUCUGCACCGAAAGGUCGCGCGAGCGGAAGCUUGAACUCGUAGACAAAGUCUCUGCUCUUGAGCCGAGCGCAAUGGGUUGGGAAAGGCAAGCUGCAGACUUCAAGUUAUAA